ACAAAAAGUCGAUUAGUCGAAAGUCGACUUCUAGAUCCCUAUAUCGGCAAAUAAGCAGGUCAGAAAAAAUAAUAAUAAUGGAUCUUAUGGCAGAAGAUAUAAUUAGCAAUGCAACAACAGCACAAAAUGAUGUAGUAAAUGACGAUGUAGAUCUAACAACGCCCAUCAAUUUGGAUACGGCAACUGCUCAAGAAGUCACCAACAAUGGAAGUGGCGGAGCUGGUACAUCUGAAUCAUCAUCAUCAGUCAUUUCACCUUCGGUUGCCGAUGACACCUUGCAUGUAGAGAUUUCGGAUGCAUUAAGCGAAAAAGACAAAGUAAAAUUUACCGUUCACACUCGGACAACUUUGCCGGGUUUCUCCAAAGCAGAUAACAAUGUGGUGAGACAACAUGAGGAGUUUGUUUGGCUGCACGAUCGUUUCGAAGAAAACGAAGACUAUGCAGGUUAUAUAAUACCACCAUGCCCUCCGAGACCUGAUUUCGAUGCAUCCCGUGAAAAACUGCAACGUUUGGGCGAGGGCGAAGGCAAUAUGACAAAGGAGGAAUUUAGAAAAAUGAAAACCGAACUGGAAGCUGAAUAUUUGGCAACAUUUAAAAAAACUGUAGCCAUGCACGAAGUUUUUCUCAGACGCUUGGCCAAUCAUCCUGUAUUUCGCAAUGAUCAACAUUUAAAAGUCUUCCUUGAAUACGAUCAAGAUUUAUGUGCUAAACCACGAAAGAAGUCAGCCAUUUUUGGUGGUUUAGUCAAAUCGUUGGGCAAAACAACCGAUGAAAUUAUCUUAGGAGUCACAGUACGAGAUGUUAAUGAUUUCUUUGAAAAUGAAUUACAAUUCCUUACUGAAUAUCAUAGUCAUUUGAAGGAAGCUGCAUUGCGCACAGAGAAAAUGACUCAACGGCACAAAGAUGUGGGCGAAUGCCAUCAAAAAAUUUCAAAUUCAUUGAGACAUCUAUCGACUGCCGAAAAGGGUACAAUGGAAGCAUUUUGUGCAAAGUCAGCUGAUAUAUUUGAGAAAAUAAAGAAUCUGGAGGUGCGUGUUGCUAGUGAUCAAGACCUGAAACUUGGAGACACAUUACGUUAUUAUCAACGAGAUAGCGAAGCUGCCAAAGCUCUACUAAUACGUCGUUUACGUUGCCUAGCAGCUUAUGAAGCAACAAAUCGUAAUUUGGAAAAAGUUCGAGCUAAAAAUAAGGAUAUUCAUGCGCCUUUGGAAGUUCAAGAGGCGGAAGCUGCUCAAGCAGAAGCUUGUGAAAAAUUUGAAACAAUGUCGGCUUGUGGUAAAGAAGAACUAGUUGGUUUUCGCAACCGAAGAGUACAGGCGUUUAAAAAAAGCCUUAUUGAGCUAGCCGAUUUGGAAAUAAAACAUGCCAAAAAUCAAUAUGAAUAUUUACGUCAAUCUUUAUUAGCUUUAAAAGAAAUUUAAUACAUAUUUUCUUAUUCUCUGCCUUUAUUAUGUUGUUUAUAUUAUUUACAUAUGAAAUAAGUAUGUAUGAAGAAUAUGUCGUAUCUCUCUCUCUGUAUUCCUAUUAUCCUCUAUGUUAUUAUAUCUUGUAUUUCUCUUCAUUCCAUAUUGAAUGUUGAUCAUUCUCACAAAACAAAGAAACAUCUUAUUUACAAAUUGUAUUUUUUAUUCAAUUUUUUACUUAUGAAUAUCAUGCUAUGGAACA
Molecule: messenger RNA, 1665 nt
Organism: Stomoxys calcitrans (stable fly)
Lineage: Eukaryota; Metazoa; Arthropoda; Insecta; Diptera; Muscidae
Gene: Snx6
Product: sorting nexin-32
Exons: 8
Coding region: 78-1421 (447 amino acids)
Biological process (GO): phagosome-lysosome fusion involved in apoptotic cell clearance
Molecular function (GO): phosphatidylinositol binding
Source: RefSeq, a predicted model, not a curated record